Messenger RNA from Lactuca saligna, 1614 nucleotides. The record is from the annotation of a GenBank genome assembly. NCBI's taxonomy places the organism in Eukaryota, Viridiplantae, Streptophyta, Magnoliopsida, Asterales, Asteraceae.
AUGGACAAUAAUCGAGAGUACGUAGUUGAAGUUAAUAUCACCAGACACAAUGAAACCGACAACGAUAGAAGAAAAGCUCAGGUUGAUAUGCAAAUAGAGACUCCGAAGAGUAGAAAAAGUGGUGAAGGUUCUGGUAAAGGGACAAAAAUGGCAUUGCAACAAGAAGUAGAAAAGCUUAAAAAGAGGCUUAAACAUGAACAAAAUGUUCACAGUGCUUUAGAACGGGCUCUAAGCCGCCCGUUAGGGGCUCUUUCUCGCCUUCCUCCUUAUCUCCCUCCACUGACAUUGGAGCUCCUAGCUGAAGUGGCUGUUUUGGAAGAAGAAGUUGUUAGGCUAGAAAACCAGAUGGUUCAAUUUAGACAAGAUCUAUAUGAAGAAGCUAUCUACGUUUCUUUCUUUAAGAGGAAUCUUGAAAACUUAGCUGAUUUUCAAGAAAAUUGCCAUGCAAAAGAUCGUAAAAUUGAAACCAAUGUAUCAACACCCAUUACUCAGAAAUCCCCAAAUCCAAAAACCAAAAGGGUCAAAGCUUUAUUAAAGCGAUCUCUACACAAACAUAUUUCAGCAGAAAAAUGUCCAAGUCCACAAAAACAACGCUUUGAAGGUAACGGGAUAGAGGGUGGAGAUGUGGGAAAAAGUAGUUUUUAUAUUCAAGAAAAGGGAAUAUUGGGAGAUGAUAGUCCAAAUAAGAUUUCAGAAAGUUUCCUGAAAUGUUUAAUGUUUGUUUUUGCACGAAUGGGCUCAACUUCGCCCUUGAGAAUGGCAGAAAUGCUACCUUCAUUAGAACCAUGUGAGAAUCCAUGGGCAAUGGAUUUUAAAGAUCCGUAUGGUAUCUUUUAUGAAUUUGAGAACACAGAUAUAGGUCCAUAUAAGUAUUUAUACGAAGUUGAAGCAACUACUAUUAACAAAAACCAUACUACAAUCUCUACGUUCCUAGCUCAAAGACUAAAGGUCCUACUAGAGAAACUUGAGUUGGUUAACUUAACAAGCCUUACACAUCAAGAGAAGCUUGCUUUCUGGAUCAAUACAUAUAAUUCGUGCAUGAUGAAUGCGUUUCUUGACCAUGGAAUACCAGAGACACCCGAGAGGAUUGUUGAAUUAAUGCAGAAGGCAACAAUAAAUGUUGGAGGCCAUCUUUUAAAUGCAUUUAGCAUCGAGCAUUUCAUACUGCGAUUACCGUAUCAUGCAAAUCAUAGUUUUGAAAAAGGUUUCAAGAUUAAUGAAGAAACUGCAAGAAGCAUAUUUGGUUUGGAGUUGUCUGAACCACUAGUGACAUUUGCAUUGUCUUGUGGUAGUUGGUCAUCACCUGCUGUAAGAGUGUAUAGUGGUUCAGAAGUUGAAAAAGAACUAGAACUUGCAAAAAGAGAUUACUUACAGGCUGCUGUUGGGAUUUCAACAUCAAAGAAACUGUUAUCAAUACCAAAACUGUUGGAUUGGUAUAUGCUUGAUUUUGCUAAAGACAUGGAGUCGUUUCUUGAUUGGGUAUGCCUUCAAUUACCAAGUGAUAUUAGUCAGGUAGCAAUCAAGUGCGUAGAAAGAACAUUUAGUGAACCCAUUUCAAAUUAUGUUAAAGUUAGCGCUUAUGAGUUUCGAUUUAGGUACCUUUUGUACAAAUAA